AUGUCUCUGCAGUGCGUGGCGCACGCGGUCCGAGCGCUUGCCGUGCUUCCGGCGCCAGCCUCCCCUCGCCGCCGGACAAGCCAUGUGUCCCUAUCCCUUCCGACCCGGCGGCCAGGGCUCGCCGUCGCGCCGAUCCACGCGGCGGAGUCGUCCUCCCCGCCCGCCGUGCCCGCCUCCGCGGCCGGCAAGGCCGUCGUCCUGGACGACGAGUUCUCCCUCGCCAAGGUGUCCUUCGGUGUGAUUGGGCUGGGGGUUGGGCUCUCGCUCCUUUCGUACGGAUUCGGGUCGUAUUUCAACCUGCUUCCUGGUUCGGAGUGGUCAGCUUUGCUGCUAACCUACGGGUUUCCUCUCACAAUCAUCGGCAUGGCCUUGAAGUAUGCAGAACUGAAACCAGUGCCCUGCAUAACCUACGCUGAUGCCUUUGCUCUAAGAGAAAAGUGUGCUACCCCUAUUCUGAAGCAGGUCAGGAGUGAUGUUACACGUUUUAGAUAUGGUGAUGAGCAACACCUGGAUGAAGCACUACAGAGAAUCUUUCAAUAUGGUUUGGGUGGUGGCAUUCCUAGACGUAAUGCACCUAUAUUACAAAAGAUUCGAGAAGAAGUAACUGAGGAUGGGAAAUACAGUUUAGUACUCGUAUUUGAAGCCAAAGCAUUGGAGCUAUCUGAUUUUGAGAAGAGACAGGCUAAAUUCACCUCCUUUUUUGGUCCUGGGAUUAAGGCAGAAAUUGAACCCCAUGAUUCUGGGUCCCAACUCCAGAAGCAGAACAUCCUGGUGAAUCUGCAGCAGGUUUACAGGAAGUCAGUCAGGACCCUGGCAUGGUUUGCUCACUGGAAAGCAUUACAAUCAGAAGCUAUAAGUCAUGUCCACAGCACACAAUAUUCCAGCCUCCACUCUCUUCAGCUUCUCACAAAGCAGCACCAUUAUGAAGUCUCCUCCCACUGCCAAGGCACUUGUUGUAGCCACCCUCUCAGCCCUGCUGCUCCUUCUCUUCUUUGUCCUGCUCUGUGGCUCUUCUUCAUCAUCGCCAUCGCCGCAGCUGCAUUCGCGACCGUCUAUUGUGAGGAGCAGAAGGCUUCUAUCGACGCAAUGCCGUGA
Miscanthus lutarioriparius is the source of this 1095-nucleotide messenger RNA. The record is from the annotation of a GenBank genome assembly. Lineage: Eukaryota; Viridiplantae; Streptophyta; Magnoliopsida; Poales; Poaceae.